Bombus pascuorum is the source of this 1307-nucleotide messenger RNA. Its product is annotated as ovoinhibitor-like. The record is from RefSeq and is a predicted model, not a curated record. Lineage: Eukaryota; Metazoa; Arthropoda; Insecta; Hymenoptera; Apidae. The transcript has 8 exons. Gene Ontology annotation, molecular function: serine-type endopeptidase inhibitor activity; protein binding. The coding region runs from base 41 to 1087 and encodes 348 amino acids.
CAAAAUAAUUUUAAAGUGUGUACUUAUACCUACACCUACCAUGAAGUCCUUCUUAUUCUUUUUCGGUUUCACACUAAUCUGUAGAAGAGGGUGGACUUUUAUAUUGGCGGACAAGCGAAUUUUUUAUCAAAAUUGUGAAAUUUUUAAUAACGUAGAUUUGUACGAUGGUCCAGUUUGUGGUAGUGAUGGCAUUACUUAUGCUAACGAUUUAUACCUGGACUGCGUUAACUAUCAGACAUUUCAGAAUGUGAUGUCCAUGCAUUCUGGAUAUUGUUUACCGGUGGAUGGUUACUGCAAGAUAAAUCUGUUUUAUCGGCCGAUCUGUGGAUCGGAUGGGCACACGUACACGAACCUGGAAUCACUUUUAUGCGUUAAUUACAAUCGUUCGCAGAAUGUGAAAGUAGCUUUGAGCGGUCCUUGCAAAGUUAUGGAUCCCUGUUAUAGCUACAGGACCUUAUCGUACGGUUCCAACCCUGUCUGUGCGAAUAAUGGUUUGACCUAUGGAAACGCGACUCAGGUGAACUGUCUCCGGCAGAUUAACGUUGAUCUGAGGAUUCUUCAUAACGGUGGUUGCACGGUUAGGGAGGUUUAUGAUAUUUAUAACAGCGUUGAAAAGAUCUGUGACAUUGCCAAUAGUAGGUUCGAAUGGAAUCCAGUGUGUGCUUCAGAUGGCGUUACCUAUGAUAAUCCUUUUAAGUUUUUGUGCUACAAAGCUCGUGAUUUGAAGACGUUGGUGUCGGAUAACGAGUGCGAGAAGGAGACGCAGCUCUCGUGCGCUCAUCUCAAAUCCUCUGCUAAGACCUUCAGCGCAAAGGACGAGGUUUGCGGAAACGAUGGCGUUACCUACCAAAGUAUCCAUCACUUACAAUGCCACAACAAUCAAAAUAAAUAUUUGUCCCUGAAGCAUUCUGGAGCCUGCGUCGACCCUGACGACAACCCCUGCAGAUCCAUACCCGAGGAAAGUCUCCGAUUUCCGGUGUGUGGAAGCGAUAACUUGUCGUACGUGAGCCCAGAGGCUUUAUGGUGCGCGAAAUUGAGGUUUCCAGAUAAAACAGAUUUGACGCUCGUCUACGACGGACCUUGCUAGCGUUUUCAUGCGAUUAAUCCACGUUUCGUUCAUCUUGCGUCAUCGAGGAUGAAUCACUCGCCUCUGGUGGAUCUUCCUCGAGAAAAUAGCUGGAACCUCCUCCCAUGUACUCGUCCAUCCAAUACUCUUCAUCUUCUCGGUCACCUGUACAGAAAAUAAAUUGGUAUAAAGCGCCGGUACGAAUUGAAACGGAAGAUAUCGCUAUAAUAGCACCUCCGGG